AUGUCUCAGGCCCUACGACCUCUGUUUGUGACAGUCACAUGGGGUGCUGGUGGAAGCACGGCUGCCAGGUCACUUGAAUUGGCAGAGAUUUGCCAGAGACAACUUGGAUUAACGACAUGUCUCCAUUUGACAUGCACGAACAUGAACCGAACGUUGAUAGAUGAGGCAUUGGAAGAGACAAAAGCAUUGGGUAUCCGCAAUAUCCUUGCUUUGCGUGGUGACCCUCCACGAAGCGAGGAGUAUAAUAUAGAUGGUGAGGAUGACAGUAAUAAGGACUUCAAUUAUGCGGUGGACCUUGUGAGAUAUAUCCGAAAGAAAUACGGCGAUUAUUUUUGCAUUGGCGUUGCGGGCUAUCCCGAAGGCCAUGCGGAUGAAUCUCACCCAGAGGUGCAAGAUCUAUUGAAAGAUCUGCCAUACUUGAUAGAGAAAACUCAAGCUGGCGCAGACUUCAUCAUGACUCAGUUAACGUACGACAUUGAAGCAUAUAAGAAGUAUGAGGCCUUGCUUAGAAACCAUGAGUCUGGAACUUUCAAGACUAUCCCUAUCAUACCCGGCUUAAUGCCCAUUCAAAACUACCACACUCUGACCAGGGUCACCAAGCUGAGCCACGCCAAAAUACCUCCACAGAUACUGGCAAAGGUUGAAGCCUGUAAAGCUGAUGAUGAGGCUGUAAAGCGAGUUGGUGUCGAUGUUGUCAGCGACCUUGUAGAGAAUAUCAAAAAGGUUGCCACACCAGGACAUCGCGGCUUCCAUUUCUAUACUCUCAACUUGGAGAAAUCGGUAUCCUUCAUCUUGGAACGAUGCAACUUGAUUCCUCCAUCAUCCGAAGCCCCUAGCGAUAGCGAGCUUGAUUUUGAGUCUGCUGUGUAUGCUGCUUCAGGAGCAUCGAAUGGUGUUGCAACUCCCGACGGCAGAUCAACAAACGUGAACCGAUUGCGAGCUUCCUCGAUGAAUUCCCAGCCACACAACCGUGUUAUUGUCGAUAGACUGACUCGUGCCUCUGACAGAUCUGAGCGAAGUUCCACCGUGCAUGAAACUUCUGCUCAGACUGCAGGGUAUCCUGCGCUUAACCCCCCAAACCGUAACACUGCCCUGCAAAUAUCUGAGGGUCUUGGUUCUUUGGGGCGAGAGGCAACGUGGGAUGACUUCCCCAAUGGUCGAUGGGGUGAUGCUCGUUCUCCAGCCUUCGGUGAAAUCGAUGGAUAUGGACCGUCUCUCCAUGUAACUGCACAGGUCGCUAGGAAACUAUGGGGAACACCAACUUCCAGAGACGAUAUCAGCAACAUCUUCAAACGCCUACUUUCCGGUGAACUACAUGUUGUUCCCUGGUCUGAAGGUGGGGCAGGAGAAGAAGGCGGUCUUAACCCGGAGACUGCAACGAUUAAGGCCGAGCUUCUCAAGUUGGUCGAGGGUCGAGGAUGGUGGACGCUUGCAUCUCAGCCAGCAGUCAAUGGCGUACGUAACGAUCACCCGGUAUUUGGCUGGGGACCUCGAGGUGAAGGUUUUGUAUUUCAGAAGGCUUUUGUCGAAUUUUUCUGCUCAGGGGAUGACUUCCACUCAAAGCUGAAGCCUUUGCUUCAGAGCUACGGACAUGAUGAGUUCGCCUGGUUUGCUACGAACGCAAAAGGUGAUUUCCAGUCAUCUACAUCGCCAGAAACAUCAACGCAGCCACCUACAGAUCCCUCAGAAGUCCCUUUUGAUGCCGACCCUUUGACCGAGAUGGACAACGGUAGUGUUAAUGCCGUGACCUGGGGUGUUUUCAGGGGUAAAGAAAUUGUUACUCCGACUAUCAUUGAGGCAGUAAGUUUCCGGGCUUGGGGAGAAGAAGCAUUCGGCAUUUGGGAAGAAUGGAGACGUGUAUUCCCUCGUGGAAGCCCAAGCGAGAAACUCAUAAGGGAAAUCAAGGAUGAUGCAUGGUUAGUUUGCGUUGUCGGCCAGCGCUUUGGGGCUGGUGGAGAUGUAGGAAAGGAGUCUAACGAGGAAGAUGGGAAGUUGCUUUGGAAGGUAUUGGCUGGGGAAUAA
Molecule: messenger RNA, 2022 nt
Organism: Trichophyton rubrum CBS 118892
Lineage: Eukaryota; Fungi; Ascomycota; Eurotiomycetes; Onygenales; Arthrodermataceae
Exons: 1
Coding region: 1-2022 (673 amino acids)
Biological process (GO): tetrahydrofolate interconversion
Cellular component (GO): cytosol
Molecular function (GO): methylenetetrahydrofolate reductase [NAD(P)H] activity; FAD binding
Source: RefSeq, a predicted model, not a curated record